Messenger RNA from Closterium sp. NIES-65, 1518 nucleotides. The record is from the annotation of a GenBank genome assembly. Lineage: Eukaryota; Viridiplantae; Streptophyta; Zygnematophyceae; Desmidiales; Closteriaceae.
AUGCUGCGAGCUGUCACCGCUGCCGGCCCAAACUACGUCCCCCCCAUGCGGCACUACUUUGGAGGCGCCUGCCUGCUUCAGUGCAAGCAGCGGAUUGAGAAGGCGUUGUCGCCGGCGGUCGAUUGCAAGGCGGUGACGAAGAGUGGCAAGUUCAUCGUCAGCGUACUGCGGCCGAUCAUCGAGCGCAUCAGGGCGAAGCAUGUCGUGGCGUUGUGCACGGACGGCGGCAGCAACUACAAGAAGGCUGGCAAGCUGCUGCGGAAGGAGUGGCCGCAUAUCGAGCUCGUUCCCUGCGCGACGCACGUGCUGGACCUGCUGAUGGAGGACGUGGGCAAGAUGGACUGGGCGCAGGUGGUCGUGACCCAAGCUGACAAUAUGAUCUCUUUCGUGCGGGGGCUCCAGUGCAUGCGCGCCUUCCUGCGCGACCCGGAGCUGCACGGCGAGAAGAAAUCGCUACCGGUGUUGCGCCUGGCAGGCACACGCUUCGGAACGCAGUUCAUCGCAGUGUCUCGUCUGCGCGACGUUUGCCAGCAGCUCACGGCGAUGGUGACGCACAAGGAUUGGCCGGAGAGGGGGGGGAGCAUGGUUACAGGAGCGGAUUUUGAGGGGUGGGUGAUGGACCAGGGGUGGUGGAAGAAGGUGGACGUCUUUCUGCAGGUGAUGGAGCUGUUCUAUAAUGUGAUGCGGAGAACGGAUUCAGCGGCGAAGGGGAUGAUGGGCCAGCUGUACGACAUCAUGCUGCAGCUGACAAAGGAGUUGGAUAAGCUGCUGGAGGGGAGGGAGUGCAAGCUGAAGUCGGAGGAUAAGGAGAAGGUGCGGGAGCAUUUGAGGAGGCGUUGGGGCAAGAGCCUGGCUUGCCCCCUCCACGUGGCAAGCCGGAUCUUGUACCCGGCGAACCAGGAGGAAGGGAUCUUUCUGCAGGAUGCAGAGUGCACCAAGGUCAUGCAGGAGUGGCUGGAGCGACAGAAGGCGUUCGUCGACAAGUACUGGAAGAAGAACCGCGGCAAGAAGGGACCGGUGAGGCCGCUGCAUGAGGGGGUGACGGCCUACAUCAACGGCGAAGGAGGAUUCGGCACACAGACCGUGAUCGAUGGGCGUGGGGAGAUUCAGCUGAGGAAGGGGAACGUGAUGUUGUGGUGGCAGUACAAUGGAUGGGAGUACGCCGACCUGGCGCGCAUUGCGCGGCGCACGCUGUCCCAGGCCAUUUCCGCUUCCCCGUGCGAGCGGGGCUGGUCUACAUGGGAUGGCGUGCACACGGCGUGCAGGAACAGGCUUGGGUCGGCGAAUGUGCGCGACCUUGUGUACAUUGCGUACAGCUGGAAUGUUGUGCACAAGUUCCACAAGGAUGCGGAAGCGGGGCCUAGUGUGGUGGGGAGGAAGGGUGCAGUGGUGGAGGGAAACAUUCCCCCCCCCCCCAUCCCCGAGGGGUACAAGUUGGAGGAGGAUGAGGAGGUGGAGGUGGAGGAGGACGACGUGUGCCUCGAUGAGUGGGCAGAGCAGGAGGCGCUGGAGAAGUAA